UCGCGCCCUCGCGCGCCUCCCUCCUCUCCGGGCAUUCAAACAGCUUCCCGACGUCGCCAGCCCAGGAUUUUUCGCCUCAGCUUGUCAGCCGCGCUCGGUCCAUCAGUACCUGGCAGGGAGGAGGGCCAGGGAGGAGGGCGCACCGAGCAAUUGCCUCCAGCGCCAGCCUCGCCACCGGCCGGGAGCACUCCUGUCACCAGCCCGCCGCCCAGCCCGCAGUCUCAGCCGCCGCCGCCGGCGGCCACUUCUCAGCGCUUUUUUGGCUUCUUGGCCAAUCCGUUUGCUGGGGGGGUGGUGGGUUUGGGAAAACACAUCUGCGCUCUCAAUCCACUUCCAUUUUUGUUAUUUGUUUUUUGUUUUUUUUGUUUUUUGUUUGUUGUUUCUGUCGAGUCCCCCUUCAGGGGGCCUCUCCCCGGCUCUCCUUUGGAGGCUUCAUUCACUUGGUUAAGGCGCAAGGCUCUGGCCACUGGGUACCCCCUUUUCUUAUGUCCCCCCUUUUUGCUUCUCGUAUGCGUGCAUUUUUUCCCCCAGUAAUAAAUCCUGUUAUUUGAAGCUGAGCCGGGGGAAAAAUGGGCAACGGUGAUUGGGACCGAAGGGGAGUCUCUCCGUCACUGUUGUUGGGACCUGUGCCUGUGUUGGUGUCUUAGACCAAAAGCCUCCCGGAGCUUUCGGAGUGGAAGGCCAAAUGACAUAGGAUGAAGGCUGUUCGUAACCUGCUGAUUUAUAUAUUUUCCACCUAUCUCCUGGUUAUGUUUGGAUUUAAUGCUGCCCAAGACUUCUGGUGUUCAACUUUGGUGAAGGGAGUCAUUUAUGGAUCCUAUUCUGUAAGUGAAAUGUUUCCCAAAAACUUUACAAACUGCACUUGGACGCUGGAAAAUCCAGAUCCAACCAAAUAUAGCAUUUACCUGAAAUUUUCCAAAAAAGACCUUAGCUGCUCUAACUUUUCCCUUCUGGCUUAUCAGUUUGAUCAUUUCUCCCAUGAAAAAAUAAAGGAUCUUUUGAGAAAGAACCAUUCUAUAAUGCAACUCUGCGGUUCCAAGAAUGCUUUUGUUUUUCUACAGUAUGAUAAAAAUUUUAUUCAGAUACGUCGAGUAUUUCCAACUGAUUUUCCGGGAUUACAGAAAAAGGUCGAAGAAGAUCAGAAAUCUUUUUUUGAGUUUUUGGUACUGAACAAGGUGAGCCCAAGCCAGUUUGGUUGCCAUGUCUUAUGCACUUGGUUGGAGAGUUGCUUAAAAUCAGAAAAUGGGAGAACAGAGGCUUGUGGAAUUAUGUACACAAAGUGCACCUGCCCUCAGCAUUUGGGAGAGUGGGGAAUUGAUGACCAGUCGCUGGUUUUGUUGAAUAACGUCGUGUUACCCCUGAAUGAGCAGACGGAAGGCUGCCUGACUCAGGAGCUGCAAACUACUCAAGUCUGCAAUCUGACCAGGGAGGCUAAAAGACCACCCAAAGAAGAAUUUGGAAUGAUGGGAGAUCAUACAAUUAAAAGUCAGCGACCUCGAUCUGUCCAUGAGAAAAGGGUCCCUCAGGAACAAGCUGACGCUGCUAAAUUUAUGGCACAAACUGGUGAAUCUGGUGUGGAAGAGUGGUCCCAGUGGAGCACAUGCUCAGUUACUUGUGGUCAAGGGUCGCAGGUGCGAACCAGAACUUGUGUAUCACCUUACGGGACACACUGCAGCGGCCCAUUAAGAGAAUCAAGGGUUUGCAAUAACACUGCCCUCUGUCCAGUACAUGGAGUUUGGGAGGAAUGGUCACCAUGGAGCUUAUGCUCGUUUACAUGUGGCCGAGGCCAAAGAACACGAACCAGGUCAUGCACACCUCCUCAGUAUGGAGGGAGGCCCUGUGAAGGCCCUGAGACGCAUCACAAGCCUUGUAAUAUUGCGCUCUGUCCAGUUGACGGACAGUGGCAGGAAUGGAGUUCAUGGAGCCACUGUUCCGUGACAUGUUCCAAUGGAACCCAGCAGAGGAGCCGGCAAUGCACGGCGGCUGCUCACGGAGGCUCUGAGUGCAGAGGACCGUGGGCGGAAAGCAGAGAGUGCUACAACCCCGAAUGCACAGCCAAUGGUCAGUGGAAUCAGUGGGGUCACUGGAGUGGAUGUUCCAAGUCCUGUGAUGGAGGCUGGGAGAGGAGAAUGAGGACGUGUCAGGGUGCAGCUUUAACAGGACAGCAGUGUGAAGGAACAGGGGAGGAAGUGAGACGGUGCAGCGAGCAGCGGUGCCCAGCACCUUAUGAAAUAUGCCCAGAGGAUUAUCUGAUAUCGAUGGUGUGGAAAAGAACUCCUGCAGGAGACCUGGCAUUCAAUCAAUGUCCUCUGAAUGCCACAGGCACCACUAGCAGACGCUGCUCACUCAGUCUUCAUGGCGUGGCCUUCUGGGAACAGCCGAGCUUUGCAAGAUGCAUAUCCAAUGAGUACAGACACUUGCAGCAUUCAAUUAAAGAGCACCUUGCGAAGGGGCAGCGGAUGCUGGCAGGUGAUGGAAUGUCCCAGGUCACCAAGACGCUGCUGGAUUUAACCCAGAGGAAGAAUUUCUAUGCAGGUGAUCUUCUAGUGUCUGUGGAAAUCCUCAGAAAUGUGACAGAUACGUUUAAAAGGGCAAGUUACAUCCCUGCAUCGGAUGGUGUCCAGAACUUCUUUCAAAUAGUUAGCAACCUUCUAGAUGAAGAAAACAAGGAGAAGUGGGAAGAUGCCCAGCAGAUUUAUCCAGGCUCAAUAGAGUUAAUGCAGGUGAUUGAAGAUUUUAUACACAUUGUUGGAUUGGGGAUGAUGGACUUUCAAAACUCAUACCUAAUGACUGGAAAUGUAGUGGCUAGUAUUCAGAAGCUCCCUGCAGCCUCUGUUCUAACAGACAUCAACUUCCCGAUGAAGGGUCGGAAAGGGAUGGUGGACUGGGCAAGAAAUUCCGAAGAUCGAGUCGUUAUCCCUAAAAGCAUUUUUACUCCUGUGUCAUCAAAAGAAUUGGAUGAGUCAUCUGUAUUUGUUCUUGGAGCAGUCCUAUAUAAAAACUUAGACCUCAUUUUACCCACUUUGAGAAAUUAUACUGUCGUUAAUUCUAAAAUCAUCGUGGUCACAAUCAGGCCUGAACCCAAAACAACUGAUUCAGUUUUGGAGAUAGAGCUAGCUCACUUGGCGAAUGGCACUUUGAAUCCCUAUUGUGUGUUAUGGGAUGACUCAAAAUCGAACGAGUCUUUGGGAACGUGGUCCACCCAGGGAUGUAAAACUGUGCUUACCGAUGCAUCCCAUACGAAAUGCUUAUGUGAUCGGCUCUCUACCUUCGCCAUUUUGGCUCAGCAACCUAGAGAAAUAGUCAUGGAAUCUUCUGGGACCCCUUCAGUAACUCUCAUAGUAGGCAGUGGCCUCUCCUGCCUUGCCUUGAUCACCUUGGCAGUUGUCUAUGCAGCCUUAUGGAGGUACAUCCGCUCUGAGAGGUCCAUAAUUCUAAUUAACUUCUGCCUGUCGAUCAUCUCAUCCAAUAUUCUUAUACUGGUUGGACAAACCCAGACACACAAUAAGAGCAUCUGUGCGACCACCACUGCAUUCUUGCAUUUUUUCUUCCUGGCUUCAUUCUGUUGGGUUUUGACAGAAGCGUGGCAGUCAUAUAUGGCUGUAACCGGAAAAAUCAGGACGCGGCUUAUUCGGAAACGCUUUCUGUGCCUUGGAUGGGGACUGCCAGCUUUAGUAGUAGCCACAUCUGUAGGCUUCACCAGGACGAAAGGAUAUGGCACGGAUCACUACUGCUGGCUGUCACUUGAAGGAGGACUGCUCUAUGCCUUCGUUGGACCUGCAGCCGCUGUUGUCCUGGUCAACAUGGUGAUUGGCAUUUUGGUAUUUAAUAAACUUGUUUCCAGAGAUGGAAUCCUAGAUAAAAAGCUCAAACACAGAGCCGGUCAGAUGAGUGAGCCUCAUAGCGGUUUGACGCUCAAAUGUGCCAAGUGUGGAGUAGUUUCUACAACAGCUUUGUCAGCCACCACCGCCAGUAAUGCCAUGGCCUCACUCUGGAGCUCCUGUGUAGUGCUGCCCCUUCUGGCUCUGACAUGGAUGUCCGCAGUUCUGGCCAUGACAGACAAACGUUCCAUAUUGUUUCAAAUCCUUUUUGCUGUGUUUGAUUCAUUACAAGGCUUCGUGAUAGUCAUGGUCCAUUGCAUUCUUCGGAGAGAGGUACAAGAUGCAUUUAGAUGCCGGUUGAGAAACUGUCAGGAUCCGAUCAAUGCCGAUUCUUCAAGUUCUUUUCCUAAUGGGCACGCUCAAAUCAUGACAGAUUUUGAAAAGGAUGUAGACAUUGCUUGUCGAUCAGUGCUCCAUAAGGAUAUUGGUCCUUGCCGAGCAGCAACAAUAACAGGAACACUCUCCAGGAUCUCUCUAAAUGACGACGAGGAAGAAAAGGGAACGAACCCUGAAGGGCUCAGCUAUUCAACAUUGCCUGGGAAUGUCAUUUCCAAAGUCAUCAUCCAACAGCCCACGGGCCUGCACAUGCCCAUGAGUAUGAAUGAGCUGAGCAGUCAGUGUCUGAAAAAAGAGAACAACGAACUGCGGAGAACUGUGUACUUAUGCACGGAUGACAAUUUACGAGGGGCCGAUAUGGACAUAGUCCACCCUCAAGAGAGAAUGAUGGAAAGUGACUAUAUUGUGAUGCCUCGAAGCUCUGUAAAUACUCAGCCAUCAAUGAAAGAGGAAAGCAAGAUGAAUAUUGGCAUGGAAACCUUGCCGCAUGAAAGGCUAUUGCACUACAAAGUGAAUCCUGAGUUCGGUAUGAAUCCCCCUGGCAUGGACCAGUUCAAUAUGAACCUAGAUCAGCAUCUUGCACCCCAGGAACAUAUGCAGAGUUUACCCUUUGAGCCUCGCACGGCUGUGAAGAAUUUCAUGGCCUCCGAGUUGGAUGACAACACAGGACUGUCAAGAAGCGAAACUGGAUCUACGAUAUCCAUGAGUUCUCUAGAGAGAAGGAAAUCACGGUAUUCCGACCUUGACUUUGAGAAGGUCAUGCACACGAGGAAGAGACACAUGGAGUUGUUUCAGGAACUCAAUCAGAAGUUUCAGACUUUGGACAGAUUUCGGGACAUACCAAAUACAAGCAGUAUGAUUUGUUUUUCUCCUCAACAGGAGAACCCUGCAGCAAACAAGAACCCAUGGGACACUUUCAAGGCCCCCAGCGAAUACCCACAUUACACCACAAUCAAUGUCCUAGACUCGGAGACAAAGGAUGCUCUGGAGCUGAGGCCUGCAGAGUGGGAGAAAUGUCUGAAUUUGCCUCUGGAUGUGCAAGAGGGUGACUUUCAAACAGAAGUGUAACACAAUCAAAGCGCACUGAGGUGGAGACACAAGCAGAUACACUGACACUGAGACUUGGGAAGCCUGACGUUUCCACCAGGACAGUGUGACUCUUCUCUGUCAGGGCCUUCCUGUGCCAGCAUCAGUGUUUCCGUAUGGUAAUUUCUCACUGGUCAGGCUAGUGGAGAGACGGCCAAGUGUACAGUUCUCACCACCCCGUGUUGUAAGUACCCGUGGAAUGGAUUUGUAAGGCAAUCUUUAUAGAUAAACCUCAAGCAACGAUUCAUGUUGUAACAGCUUCAUGUGGUUUAGUUUUCAGAAAACUUCACCAUGAAGCACAAUGUAUAUAUUUAUGCAGUUUUUAAAGUUUAUAACAGUCUGUUUGGCCAUUACUACACUUUUUACUUUAUAAUAUAAAAGCAAAAGUUUUUGUCAUUAAAUGAAUGUUUGUUGAGCUACAUUCUUCAUUGCUUUAAAUGCAAUAAAGUAAUAAUCUCACUUUUAUAUGAAUAAUAUAUUUCACAUCUUUAUUAUUGCAGUUUUCUCUAGAAGGCUCUGAGUAGCUUUCUCUGCUGCAGCUGUGUAUAAAAUAUUUAAAAUGUUGUAUGGUGUAAAUAAACUUUUGUCUACAUAUCA
Messenger RNA from Myodes glareolus (Bank vole), 5900 nucleotides. NCBI's taxonomy places the organism in Eukaryota, Metazoa, Chordata, Mammalia, Rodentia, Cricetidae. The record is from RefSeq and is a predicted model, not a curated record.